Molecule: messenger RNA, 696 nt
Organism: Cylicostephanus goldi
Lineage: Eukaryota; Metazoa; Nematoda; Chromadorea; Rhabditida; Strongylidae
Source: the annotation of a GenBank genome assembly
CUGAAUAAUCAUUCAGAAUGUUUUCAGUCAGAAAAAGACGAAUUUUCAUCCUAUAGCGAACGAGUUCGAAUAAAUGUUGGUGGAACCAUUUUUGAAACAUCUCUUUGUACCCUAACAAGAGUGAAUGAUACUCUGCUUUCUGCUAUGGUUGGUCGUUGGAGAAAUUCGGGAGAAUUGUUCAUUGAUAGGGAUCCAACGUAUUUCGCAAAGAUAUUGAAUUAUCUAAGAGAUAGCGAAAGUUUUUAUCCACCUGAAGACGAUGAAGCUCGAGAAUGUUUACGAAGGGAAGCUAAGUUCUACAAUAUACCUGGUCUUGUCACGAUGUGCUUACCCGAUGUAAUCGGCUAUGGCGAUUCGGUGCAAUGGAAAAUAAGCGCUAUUGAUACGUACUGGAAGUCUUUUGUGAGAUUCCAAUAUUAUAGCAAAAGGCAGGCAAAAUGCAUGGCAUGUGGAUCUAACGUUUACGGAUAUGUGGGACCAACAACAGAAGCAAAUGGUAUGGUAAUGGUGGAUGGAAAAGUGAUGAAUAAAGUGCUUUUGAUAAAUUAUGCGGAAUGGUUACCUCUGAAACAUCAUAUGAAAGUCAUCAAAGGAUAUGUGCUUCAGCUCAACAGCACCUGCUGCCGUGUAAAAUGGGGCCGCGAUCUCGAAACGCAUCUUCCGAAAUCUGCCCUGCGUUUGGCAAAGUCAAGAUAA